UAUUUAAAAAAAUAUAUAUUUUAAAUUUUUAUGUGGUAUCUUAAGGUUUAGUGUCGAAUAAUUGUGGUGUGGUGUUUGAUGUGUGUAGCAUAUUUUUUAUUUUAUUUAAUUUAAAAUUAGAAAGUUAGUGACAAUGAUUAAAGUAAGCGAAAUCAUGAAGAUCGGAUUCAUUGGCGGCGGCAGGCUGGCCUUCGCCCUGGCCAACGGGUUUAUCUCAGCUGGUUUGGCAAAACCCGAUGAGAUCACAGCAAGCGUCCAUCCUGCCGAUGUCGUCAGUGCUGAAGCAUUUAAGAAACUGGGUGCCACAGCAGUGUUCGAGAACAAGCCAGUGGUGGAAAGAUCCGAGGUUGUGAUCGUGUCUGUAAAACCUGACGUGGUUGUGCCGGUUCUGAAGGAAGUCAAGGACCUCCAGGCUUCAAAGAACAAGCUGUUCAUCUCUGUCGCUAUGGGAGUCACUACUGCUGCUAUUGAGAAGGUGCUACCAACAGAAGCUCGUGUGAUCAGAGUGAUGCCGAACACGCCAGCAUUGGUUCAGCAUGGAGCUGCCGCUCUCAGCCGAGGUACUCGCGCCACCGCUGAUGAUGCCAAGCUUACCACACAGCUGUUCCAAGCUGUGGGCACUUGUGAUGAGGUGCCAGAGUAUCAGAUGGAUGCUGUCACCGCUUUGAGCGGUAGUGGACCUGCCUAUAUCUACAUGAUGAUCGAGUCUCUAGCUGACGGCGGUGUACGUUGCGGUCUACCUCGAGACCUCGCCCUCCGCCUGGCAGCGCAGACGGCUCUCGGAUCAGCAGCCAUGGUGAAGACUGGCACCCACCCUGCAGUACUCAAGGAUAAUGUCACCAGCCCUGCGGGGUCUACCGCUGAUGGAACUUAUCAUUUGGAGCAGAAUGGGUUCCGUUCAGCUGUCAUCGGUGCUGUGGCGGCGGCCGCGGAUAGGUGUAAAGUGGUCAACAGCCAGCUCAACAACACGCCCUAGUGUUCGCAGCUUAUUCUAAUUAGAUAUUAUUUUAAGAGUACAACGAAUAUUAUUUUCGUAAAAUAAAUAAUUUCCAAUAUUUA
Messenger RNA from Spodoptera litura, 1059 nucleotides. RefSeq names its product Pyrroline-5-carboxylate reductase-like 2. The record is from RefSeq and is a predicted model, not a curated record. NCBI's taxonomy places the organism in Eukaryota, Metazoa, Arthropoda, Insecta, Lepidoptera, Noctuidae. Gene Ontology annotation, molecular function: pyrroline-5-carboxylate reductase activity. Gene Ontology annotation, biological process: L-proline biosynthetic process.